AUGGCAUUUAAAGUACUUCCUUUUGGCCUAAUUAAUUCAGCCCAAAAAUACUUGACCGGAGAGGUCUUCAACUACAAAGUGAAUGCAACAGGUUCCUCACUGAAUAGGAAUCAAAUAUGGACCAUCGAGUUCACCAGGGAGGACUCCCCCUUGGUGCAUAUUCAAAGUUCCUUUAAUAGGUACAUUGCUGCAGACAAGGAUGGCAAGGUCACCUGUGAUCAGGAGCUUCCCAAUCCAAAUUGUGUAUUCAUCAUGAUGCUUCACCCAGAUGGAAGAGUUUCCUUCCAGUCAGAGCCUUCCAAACGGUACUUAGGAGGAAACCAGGACAACAUCACCUGCUUUGCCCAGGCAAUCUCGGACAGCGAGAAGUGGGUGCCUCACCUAGUCAUUCAUCCUAGUGUCAACAUGUUCAACCCCAGCAGCGAUAGUUAUCUCCGGCUGAAUGAAAAGAACGAACAAGUGUGUUGUGAUAAGUGCUCACCCUGGGGCUCUGACUGUGUAAUGACGCUUUACUUUGACAUCAAAGAGAAAAAAUAUGCCAUUAGGACAGGAAAUGGAAGUUUCAUUGCAUUUAAUGGGAAGACUGAGCCGGAAAUAUCACACAAGACAUUAUAUCAUCUACAGAUAAAGAAUGGGAUGAUCUGUCUGAAAGACGUGCAUGGAAAGUUCCUUUCUGUGAAGGACUGCAAUGUUAAAGCAAUCAGAACUUUGAAUCCAGGUGCAGAUGAACUUUUCAUCAUUGAUCCUUCUCCUGGGCAGUUUAGUAUCAUGUCCUUGACCAAUAAGAAGUACGUGUCCUGCAAAGCUGGUCCAGAUGUCUAUUCUAAUGUCGUUGAUACAAAGGAUGCCGAAAUCUUCCAAAUUAUGGUGCACUCGACAAAAAAGAAAGUGUGCUUCCAACACGUUUCCAGCUAUUACCUUGCAGUUGGUGUCAAUGGCUUCAUCGAAAUCUGUACCGAGUUGGAAUUUAACUGCUGGUUUCAAAUAGUAUACAACGGGGAAAAGGCAGCUAUGAAAACAAUAGAUGGGAGGUAUGUGACUGUCAACAACGAAGGUCAGCUCUUGGUGGGGCCAAGUUCAAUUGGAAAAGAGGAGGAAUUUAUCUUCAAACUUGCCAACCGAUCACAGCUAAUACUUCAUAGUGAUUUUGGAUUUGUUGGCAUUAUGCCUGAGAAGCAGAUUUUGGUGUGCAACAGGCCCAUAUAUGAGGCAAGCCAAAUAACUAUCACUGACAAUGGAUUUUAUCAGUUCAAAAUAGUAUCUCUGGACAAAUACUGGGAAGUAGCUGAAGACGACUCGAUCAAUGCCACAGGAGAAACUCCUGUCAACUUCACUAUUGAAUUGAUCACUUCUGAUCAAAUAAUCCUAAAAGGACCCAAUGGAAAAUAUGUUGUAGCAAAACCUGAUGGUAGCUUCAAAGCCGUGGGGGAAGAUGCCAGCUCUGCCACUUUGUUCCGAUAUUAA
Molecule: messenger RNA, 1464 nt
Organism: Amblyraja radiata (thorny skate)
Lineage: Eukaryota; Metazoa; Chordata; Chondrichthyes; Rajiformes; Rajidae
Product: fascin-like
Exons: 1
Coding region: 1-1464 (487 amino acids)
Cellular component (GO): nucleolus; striated muscle dense body; catalytic step 2 spliceosome
Molecular function (GO): protein-macromolecule adaptor activity; actin filament binding
Source: RefSeq, a predicted model, not a curated record